Messenger RNA from Lentinula edodes (shiitake mushroom), 1248 nucleotides. RefSeq names its product P-loop containing nucleoside triphosphate hydrolase protein. The record is from RefSeq and is a predicted model, not a curated record. Gene Ontology annotation, molecular function: GTP binding; GTPase activity. The coding region runs from base 1 to 1248 and encodes 415 amino acids. The transcript is spliced from 7 exons. NCBI's taxonomy places the organism in Eukaryota, Fungi, Basidiomycota, Agaricomycetes, Agaricales, Omphalotaceae. Gene Ontology annotation, biological process: translation.
AUGGGACGAAUGUUAUACGAACUGGGACGAGUGGAUGAAAAAACGCGAAUGGCUAACGAGCGAGGAAGUAACAAAGCAGGUAAAAGUAGUUUUAGUUGGGCCUGGAGUCUGGAUGGGACUGCUGAGGAGCGCGAACGAGGUAUUACGAUGGAUAUCGCCCUGCAAUCACUGUCUACACUCCACAGACAAAUUACAAUCUUGGAUGCUCCCGGUCAUAAAGAUUUUAUUCCGAAUAUGAUAUCCGGCGCAUCUCAAGCUGACUGUGCACUUCUUGUUGUUGACGCUGCAAUUGGUGAAUUCGAAGCAGGUUUUGAUCGCGGUGGCCAAACUCGUGAACACAUUCUCCUUGUCAGAAGUCUGGGUGUUUCUCAGGUGAUCGUUGCUGUCAAUAAACUUGACCAGGUUCAAUGGAGCAAGAGUCGUUACGACGAGAUCUGUGACUUCUUGCGCCCUUUCCUCGUUCAGUCGGGUUUCCACCCAUCGAAAACGAAAUUUGCACCAGUUGCUGCGAUGCAGGGCGUGAAUCUGGUCACAAUGGAUCAGGAGGCAGCUCGAGAACUUCGGCAAUGGUAUAAAGGAUCUACACUUGUCGAUUAUCUAGAUCAACUGGAACCACCUGCACGCGAUAUCUACGCUCCGUUGCGAAUCCCUAUAUCCAAUGUCUUCAAAGGAUCGAGUUCUGGUACCGCUGUUUCUGGUCGACUUUGCGGUGGAGUGGUACAAGUGGGUGAAAGUUUAAGGGUUCUUCCUGGGGACGAGAUUGCUACUGUAAAAACGAUCGAGGUGAAAGAAGAGAGUGUCCCGUGGGCCGUGGCUGGCAUGAACGCUACACUAUAUCUCAUUUCCGUAGACUCCGUACAUUUAAACAUCGGCAGUGUCCUCUGUCCACCAACAAAUCUGGUACCACUGGCAACCACUUUCACCGCACGUAUCAUUGUUUUUGAUAUUCAGAUACCGAUAACGUCUGGAGCUUCUAUCGAAUUGUUUCACCAUUCUCGUGACGUUCCCGCGACAGUGUCAAACCUGAUAGCAACUCUUGAUCGAGCGUCGGGAAGUAUAAUAAAGAAAAAACCUCGAGUCUUAACUAAGGGAACUUCUGCAGAGGUACAGAUCACCUUGCGAACACAUUCACUCUCCGGACCUUCUGUUGCACGCCCGAUACCUCUCGAAUCAUUUUCUGUAAACAAAGAUAUGGGUCGGAUUCUUUUGCGCCGUGGAGGCGAGACAAUUGGAGCAGGUGAAGCUUAA